Aspergillus campestris IBT 28561 is the source of this 2847-nucleotide messenger RNA. Its product is annotated as secretory pathway Sec39 family protein. Gene Ontology annotation, biological process: retrograde vesicle-mediated transport, Golgi to endoplasmic reticulum. The record is from RefSeq and is a predicted model, not a curated record. Bases 34 to 2688 code for a protein of 884 amino acids. NCBI's taxonomy places the organism in Eukaryota, Fungi, Ascomycota, Eurotiomycetes, Eurotiales, Aspergillaceae. The transcript is spliced from 5 exons.
CCAUCUUCAACCUUUCUCCUUUUGCUGCUCACCAUGGCGCCUUUUGCGGGGCUUUCGGGUGCUCAGGUCAUUCUUUUAGCUACUCACCUUUGUGUGACCGGUGACGUCUCGCGUCUUCCGCAUCUCCAGGCCCAAUUUCCCCUGUGGCUGCCUCUCGACCGGCUCCUGCGCAUCCUCCUCACCUUUCUCCCGGAGAGCACCGACCCUCAUACCUACACCCCGGUACUUGAGCAACUCGUCAGCGGCUCCUCGACUGAAGCAAUCGAUGGCGAGUGGGAUCUCUCAUCUGUUCAAGGAUUGUCCGAAGACGCUGCCAGGAAACGAGUGCGGAAGCUUCGUCUACUACCGCUGAGACACCCCGACGACGACGACACCCAGGACCCCAACGACCUGUUGACCCUCUUUCUUAUCCACCGUGCACACCGGAUAGACGCGGAAACCGCCCUGCAACCGCUCAUCCUCGACCUGCUUCUCCCGUUCUACCAGCGCUCACCGACAAUUCGAACGUGGCUGAUUUCCACCCUCCUCCCACUGCUGCGACUCAACUACGAAUACUACCCCAGCCAGGAUGAGACCUUCUCGCUGGACAUCCUAGAGUCUAUGGACCAUGACACUGCGAUCAACGUGUUCCUGUCAAUGACCGGAUCGGAGAAGGGCAAUAUGGACUUGGUUCGCAACCUGCGUGGGGUCGUGGGGGCAUGGAUGUACGGCCACAGCCGGCCCAAGAGGCGGAGACUGAAUCCGGCGACACGGCGCAAUUCGAUCUCCGUGGCUCAAAGUGACGCGCAGUCUGUGACCGGCGACCGUGCUGGGUGGCACUACGUGAACGAGUGGCUGCUGUCACGGAGCUUGGUGGAUCAGGACAGCGUGGUCAACGCCUUUGUCAACUGGGACGGUCCCGAGGAUGUCGACCUGGGAGGCUACGACGACGAGACAGAAGAGCGACCGGCUGAAAAGAUGAGAGAACUGCGAACUCGGUAUGGCCAGUCUGGACUGGCAGUUGUCUACGCAAAUGCGAACACGAGUGAGCCCUCCUUGGAAGGGUCUAUACGGAUCGUAUCCCGGAUCGCCCAGCUACUGAACCUGGAGAGCUCUUGCUUUGUUACCCCCGAUAGCCAAACAUUGCCAUCAGUGGUGCUCGAGCUGGACAAGAUCUCCUCAACGACGCGGGUGUCCCUGUUGCAGAACGCCUUAUUACGGGAAUCGAACCCAUUGACUCAUCCUUCGUCCUCGUCGGUCUCGUUCGUCAGCGCUUUAUUGCUUUCUAUGCGGAUACUGCAGAGUUUUGGACACCCUAUCCCAUGCAGGGCGGCUGCCAAUAUAUGCCUUCAUAGUACGAAGGAUGCGCAACUUCUCGAAUUCCGGGGGGUGAUUGCGUCGCUCGUGAAGCAAACCAAGGUCAGCCGGGAUUGGCAGGAGACACGGGAUCAGCUCAUCUGGCUCCGAGACUGGGGGGCCGACAAACGGACGGAUGGGCGUGGAGAAUUCCAUGGCCUUUUCUGGAGACUACCCCAGGAGGUCGUGGAUGCGGAGGUCCUCAAGGCGUUGCUAGAUGUCAGAGAAUACGAUCUGGCCACAGCGAUCUAUGUACAGUCCCAAUCGUCCCUCACCCCCGCCCAGGUCGAAGAUGCCAUCAAGGAAGCCAUCUUUGCGGCAUAUGACAACGCGAGCAACGGGAAUCGCACGCGCGGCGGCAUGAAGAAAGCAUACGAGAUUCUCCAAGCGUUCCAGCCACACUUCCCCGAGUCUGUCAGCUUCAAACAGAUUCGCUCUCUGAUCUCCGCCACGCACGCGCUGUCCUUCUACUCCCUGACACUGCAGCACGGCGUCCCCUUCCAACCCGUCAGCAUCCGCGUGCACGCAGACCCUAUCUCCCUCAUCGAAAAAGUGCUCGAACAAAACGCCAAGGCCUACACACAAGUAGACGACCUCCUCACCAUCGGACGAGACCUAGUAGCAGCAGGCUUCGCGCCUCAAGAAUCCGACCCCACAGACGACGACACCGACGAGCCCACCCCACGAGAAGACAAGAUAGUAACAGUUGAACGCCGCAUCAUCGCACCAACCCUCACCAACCCAUCCAUCAAAGACGACAUCUCCUGGCGAGCCGUCUACGCCGCAGGCCGCUACCGCUCCCCAACACCCACCACGCAAACCCCCCUCCAAACCCAAAUCACGCAACUCUCCCAACGAAUGGAACUCCUCUCCCUCUCCCUCAUCCUGGUCCCCACCCCCCUCCGCGCCCUCGAAUCCGAAGAAGAACACGCCUGGGACACCCGCGCAGACGCCUCCCUCCACCCCACAACCCUCCCAGGCGGCUUCGGCCCCACAGACACCGAACAAGAUGCCUUCGACACCAAACAGCAGCACGCGCGCCGCGCCUCCCGCGCUCAUCACAACCGCCUCCGCCACGCCGAAGACGCCCCCAUGGGCCUCUUCGAAGUCGCCCGCGGCGCCGCAAUGGCCCUACACAAGAACGCCUUCCCCUUACGAGGAGACGUCUCGCAGCAGCACCAGCAGCAGCAAUCUUCUUCUUCUUCUUCUUCGACGUUUCACGCGCGGGCGCCCAGCGACGACGACGACAGCGAUGAGCGCAUGCGCAAACGCGACGUGGUCAGUAAUAUGGUAACGGGGGGGUUGGCGAGUGGGAUUGGGUGGGUAUUGGGUGCGCAGCCUGUGAAUCGAUGAUAUCAUAUCGUUCUUAUCCUUCUGCUUUGGCUUUCUCAUUUUGUGUUUUUAAUACUUCUGUUUACUUUUUUUUCUUUUCUUUGUGUUCUUUUUAAUGAUGAGUAUGAUGAUGGAUUGGUUGAUUGGUUGGUUGAUAUAAAUAUACAUAUUUUAUUCUAU